UGCCUUGUGCCUCUGUGGGCUGAGAUGACGACAAACCAGUGUGUGGGUGGAGAGAGAAAUGGAAAAAAAGAGGGGGUCUCUGACUUCCAGAACAGUAGACUCUUCAUCACUUCACUUUAUCUCCUCGCGAGGUCAAUGUAUGGCGCCUGAGACCCUGGACCUUGCCCGGAAAACUACAAUUCCCAAGAUGCAGUGGUGCAGGUGGGCAGGCAACUGGAAAUCACACCUGCCAGGAAAGUCCUCUGGGCCGGAGCAGGACGACUCCUUCGACUUCCUCUUUAAGAUCAUCCUGGUGGGAGACUCGGACGUGGGGAAGACCUGCGUGGUCCAGAGCUUUAAGUCUGGUGUCUUCAUGGAGAAACAACAAAACACUAUCGGGGUGGACUUCACCGUACGCACCAUGGACAUUGAUGGCAGGAAGGUCAAGCUGCAGGUGUGGGACACGGCUGGACAGGAGCGUUUCCGCACAAUCACCCAGAGCUAUUACCGCAGUGCCCAUGGCGCUAUAGUGGCCUAUGACAUCACACGGCGUCCAACGUUUGAAUCUGUGACACACUGGAUCCAGGAAGUAGAGCAGUACGGGGCUGCUAGCGUUGUUCUCAUCCUCAUUGGGAACAAGUCGGAUCUGCAGUCGGAGAGACAAGUGCUGUUUGAGGAUGCCUGUACUCUGGCUGAAGGGAAGGGUGCGCUGGCCGCCUUGGAAACCUCAGCCAAGGAGGCCCAGAAUGUGGAGGCAGCCUUCGUGCUAAUGGCCCGGGAGCUGAUGGUUAGGAACGGCCUGACCAUCACAGACGAACACUCACAGGCCUCCCCACACUUCCCAAACUCCCAUCCUAUCCAUGGCUCCGAUUCCACGGACAGGAAAUCAUGUUGUUGAGAGAAUUGAUGGGCAAGGUGGACAAGAGGUUGUUGUGCUGAUGGUCCUGAUAACUGUAUAAUUAACCUAGAGAUAAACUAUAAUUGUCUGGAAUCAACGUUGCCACAACGCCCGCUAGUUUUAGACUGCCACAUUUAAAGGUGCUGUCAAGAAGCGUGUUGGGAUAGAGGCUAGGGGUUUGGGAUGUGUGUGUCUACUAUAUUGUGCGUUGGUGGGGAUGGAAUAGAUACAAGUACUGUAGUGAUGAUUGAGACUAUCACUGCCACUGAAAAGUCCCACUCCAGCUGUAUUUUCUAUCUAGUAUAAAUACAGUACACACAUUUAGGGGUAAAAAUAAAUACAUGUUUUGAGCAAAAUAGUAAAAAAAAAAUAAUAAAUUAAACACAAUUGCGAAAUUCAAGAGUUUGCCAAAACAAGGAGUUGGUCUGAUGGUGCACUCUGAUGUCAGAUCAGAUGUUCCCUUUGCUUGCAGGAACAAUAGAGGAGCAAUGGACCACCUAUUUUAGGGAGGCUGGAGUGGGUCUUUAACUGUAGGAGCAAUGGACCACCUAUUCUAGGGAGGCUGGAGCUGCAAUGGACCACCUAUUCUAGGGAGGCUGGAGCUGCAAUGGACCACCUAUUCUAGGGAGGCUGGAGCUGCAAUGGACCACCUAUUUUAGGGAGGCUGGAGUGGGUCUUUAACUGUAGGAACAAUAACCACCUAUUUUGUUAAGUGAAUCAGGAGAUAAAUUAAGUUCUAGGGAGGCUGGAGUGGGUCUUUAACUGUAGUUUUAAACUUGGCUGCCAGUAGUCACAUGCACCUGUCCUUAUCGUACUUAACCUACUACUAUUGUCUAAAACGUAACCAGUAUUUAAUAACCAAACGUGGUAAAAGUAUCCUCUGGCGUCCUGUGGUCUAUUGUAUGUGUCAGAAUGACUGGUUUCAAUGAACACUCCUAUUGUUUGAUCUUUUACCUUAAAAAAAUAAUAAUUGUC
Messenger RNA from Oncorhynchus kisutch (coho salmon), 1852 nucleotides. RefSeq names its product ras-related protein Rab-19-like. The record is from RefSeq and is a predicted model, not a curated record. Lineage: Eukaryota; Metazoa; Chordata; Actinopteri; Salmoniformes; Salmonidae. Gene Ontology annotation, molecular function: GTPase activity; GTP binding. The transcript has 5 exons. The coding region runs from base 59 to 877 and encodes 272 amino acids.